GGCGGCGUGUGUGUCAAGAAAGGAGUGGGGAUUGUUCGGAAAGAACCGCGGGCAACGCUACCUACAGCUUCUGGUAACUCAUGGCCUCAGACGAUGUUUCGCAGCUGGCCGAAUCACUGGCCAAGACUCAUGUGGGGGACAGUGAGCUGAGCUACAAGGGUCGGGGACUCAAACUGGACAGCGCGCAGUCUGCGGAGCAGCUGGUGCGGGACAUCGAGGAGUUCCGUGAUCUGCAGGCCCUGCGGCUGGAGGGCAACACGGUUGGGGUGGAGGCGGCAGAGGCCAUUGCCAAGGCUCUGGAGGGCAAGAGCCGGCUGCAGCGCUGCUACUGGAGCGACAUGUUCACAGGUCGGCUGCGUUCUGAGAUCCCUCCAGCUUUGAUGUCCUUGGGCAGUGCUCUGAUGACAGCCGGGGCUCGACUGACGGAGCUGGAUCUGAGUGACAAUGCCUUUGGGCCAGAUGGGGUGAAGGGCAUUGAGACACUGCUCAAAAGCGCCUCCUGUCACACUUUGCGAGAACUGCGGCUGAACAACUGUGGAAUGGGCAUUGGAGGGGGAAAGAUCCUUGCUGCAGCUUUGACAGAGUGCCAUACGCAGUCCAGUGCGCUGGGUUCCCCCCUGAAGCUGAGGGUAUUUGUUGCUGGCAGGAAUCGGCUGGAGAACGAGGGAGCCACAGCACUCGCCCAGGCCUUCAAGCUGAUGGGCAGCCUGGAGGAGGUCCACAUGCCCCAGAACGGGAUAAACCAUCCCGGAGUGACAGCGCUGGCCUCCGCCGUGCGGCACAACCCACACCUGCGUGUCAUCAACCUCAACGACAACACCUUCACCAAGCGGGGCGCCAUAGCUAUGGCCAAGGCCAUGAAGGAACUUCGCAAUGUCCAGGAGAUCAAUUUCGGGGACUGCCUGGUGCGUUCUGAGGGCGCCGUUGCCAUCGCCGAGACCCUGAGGGAGGGGCUGCCCAUCCUCAAGGAGCUGAACCUGUCCUAUGGGGAGAUAACGGAGGCGGCGGCUCUGGUAGUGGCACGGUCCGUGCAGGACAAACCGCAUCUGGAGACGCUCAACCUCAAUGGUAACUGUCUGGGGGAGGAGGGCUGUGAAGCCCUGAAGGAAGCCAUGGACAGCAUGAACAUGGGGGACGUGCUGGGGUCACUCAGUGAUGAUGAGGGAGAGCUGGAGGAUGAUGAAGAGGACAGUGACAGUGAAGAGGAGGAGGAGGAGGAGGAGGAAGAAGAAGAAGAACAACAACAACAGAAUGGAGUGAAGGGGACUGAACAGGACAGUGAGGGAGAGGAGAGCCCCAGAGAGAAGCCAGAGAGCACAGAUGAGGAUAGGGUGACGACAGUGCGCUUGGUGCCUGUGCAGCAGGACUACUUCCCCCAGGACCACGACUACGUGUCCCGGCACAGCAAGGCUGUGGAUUCCUGCAUCAGUCCCAGAAGCAGCCUCCAGUCCAACCUGGAGAGGCGGAUCAGCCCUGAAUGCUGAGCCCCCACCAGCUCCGCACCCCAGCACUCCCAGAGCAAGUGCCACACAGCAGCGCCUGGGGGGGACACGCACUUUGCUGCCAGCUUCUCAGGACAAACGUGCCCCCGCAUCCGUAAACGGACUCACCAGACCCCCCCCCCCCCCCA
This is a messenger RNA of Megalops cyprinoides (Indo-Pacific tarpon), 1630 nucleotides long. It is a transcript of the gene rangap1b, whose product is annotated as Ran GTPase activating protein 1b. The coding region runs from base 81 to 1484 and encodes 467 amino acids. NCBI's taxonomy places the organism in Eukaryota, Metazoa, Chordata, Actinopteri, Elopiformes, Megalopidae. The transcript is spliced from 13 exons. The record is from RefSeq and is a predicted model, not a curated record. Gene Ontology annotation, cellular component: nucleus; cytosol; perinuclear region of cytoplasm. Gene Ontology annotation, biological process: activation of GTPase activity; nucleocytoplasmic transport. Gene Ontology annotation, molecular function: small GTPase binding; GTPase activator activity.